AUGGGACCACCAGCAAGCUGCGCAGCACUAGUCCAAAGAAACGGCAAACCAACAAAAGGCAUCAUUUCCGUUCCCGUACCGCAAGAGCACCAAGUUCUCGUAAAUGUUUCAUACGUUGCACAAAACCCCACAGACGUCCAGGCGAAUGACCAAAACGCCUUUGGGGAUGACGCCGUAUUAGGCUGUGACUUUGUAGGCACUGUCGAGAAAUUAGGUCCCAACGUCAGCAAGGUCAAAGAAGGGGAUGUGAUGGCUGGAUUGAUUUGGGGCGGCGAGGUCAAGGGACAAGGUGCAUACAGCGAGUACACUGUUGCAGACGAGCGAAUCUGCUUCAUUGUUCCGGAUGGUAUUUCGCACGAAGAAGCUGCUACGGUCCCUUUGGCCGCUUGCACAGCUCUCUUGGCAUUCUUCUCCAAGGACUGCUUGGGCAUUGAUAGAGCGCAAUGCAAGCGGCAGAGUGUCCUUGUAUGGGGAGGGAGCUCGAGCGUUGGAUUAUACGCUAUCCAAGUGGCCGCCAUGUAUGGCCUCAACGUCAUCACCACAUGCAGCCCUCGACAUCAUGACCAGGCCAGUGAACUUGGGGCAAAGCACGUCUUUGACUAUCGCGACGAGGACAUUGUCAGCAAAAUCGUGAAUGCUGAGCCGAAUUUGAAAUACGUAUUUGACACGAUUGGCAACGACAAAUCGUCGGUUACUGCCUCUCAGGCAAUCACAAGCAAGGGAGGUCGCUUGUGUACGGUUCGCCCUGGGAAAGCCUUUACCGAGGGUGCGUCGAAGCAGACCACGGUGACGGACGUAUUAGUUUGGACGGCAUUUCUCAAGGAACACCGAUAUGGGAAAUUUUUCUGGCCGCCGAAUAAAGGAGACCAUGAGAUGUGUGUCGAGUUUUGCGAGCAGCUUCCGAAGUUGCUGUCUAAGGAAAUUAUAAAACCUAAUAAUGCAAAGGUUUAUACGAAUGGGUUGGAUGGGGUGACAGAGGGCUUUCAGCAAUAUCGUGAUGGAAAGAUUUCCAAUUAUAAGAUUGUGUAUAAGUUGUGA
Molecule: messenger RNA, 1038 nt
Organism: Pochonia chlamydosporia 170
Lineage: Eukaryota; Fungi; Ascomycota; Sordariomycetes; Hypocreales; Clavicipitaceae
Product: alcohol dehydrogenase
Exons: 5
Coding region: 1-1038 (345 amino acids)
Molecular function (GO): oxidoreductase activity, acting on NAD(P)H
Source: RefSeq, a predicted model, not a curated record